This is a messenger RNA of Syngnathus typhle (broad-nosed pipefish), 6169 nucleotides long. Its product is annotated as kinesin-1 heavy chain. The transcript is spliced from 25 exons. Gene Ontology annotation, molecular function: microtubule motor activity; microtubule binding; ATP binding. Gene Ontology annotation, biological process: microtubule-based movement. The coding region runs from base 280 to 3252 and encodes 990 amino acids. The record is from RefSeq and is a predicted model, not a curated record. Lineage: Eukaryota; Metazoa; Chordata; Actinopteri; Syngnathiformes; Syngnathidae.
GGGGGCGGGGACGAGGUGGUGGCCAGGCAGCCAGCAGCCAGUACUCAUCCACCGGUGUCAUGGCUUCCUAGCAGUCGGAGGGGACUGAAUGAGAGCAAAAACAAGCCCGCUUGUCUCCAAGGUCCCGACGCGUUAUCACCCUUUUCCGACUGAACCGAGGAGCGGGGGCUCGCUCCGCCUCGCCUUCCCCCCAGGACAUAGUCUUUCCAAAUAAUUUCUGCUGAAUCGGAGCCUUCUAUCCCCGCCGACGUUUCAAGGCUAGCACCGCGGUGGUGGAAGAUGGCCGACCCGGCGGAGUGCACCAUCAAAGUGAUGUGCCGUUUUAGGCCUCUCAACAGCUCCGAGGUGACCAGAGGAGACCGAUACAUUCCCAAGUUCCAAGGGGAAGACACCGUUAUUAUCGCGAGCAAACCAUACAUGUUUGACCGAGUCUUUCAGUCCAGCACGACACAGGAGCAAGUGUACAAUGCCUGCGCUCAGAAGAUUGUCAAAGAUGUUCUUGAGGGAUACAACGGGACCAUUUUUGCCUACGGCCAGACGUCCUCCGGGAAAACGCACACCAUGGAGGGGAACCUCCACGAUACAGACGCCAUGGGCAUCAUCCCCAGGAUAGUGCAGGACAUCUUCAACUACAUCUACUCCAUGGACGAGAACCUGGAGUUUCAUAUCAAAGUUUCCUAUUUUGAAAUUUACUUAGAUAAGAUCCGGGACCUGUUGGAUGUGUCAAAGACCAAUUUGUCAGUGCAUGAAGACAAAAACCGAGUACCCUAUGUGAAGGGCUGCACCGAACGCUUUGUCUGCAGUCCGGAUGAGGUCAUGGACACCAUCGACGAAGGCAAAUCCAACAGACACGUAGCAGUCACAAACAUGAACGAGCACAGCUCCAGGAGUCACAGCAUCUUCCUGAUCAACGUCAAGCAGGAGAACACCCAGACGGAGCAGAAGCUGAGCGGGAAACUCUACCUGGUGGAUCUGGCCGGUAGCGAAAAGGUCAGCAAAACGGGAGCGGAGGGAGCCGUGCUGGAUGAAGCCAAGAACAUCAAUAAGUCGCUGUCUUCCCUCGGGAACGUCAUCUCCGCUCUGGCUGAAGGGACGGCCUACAUACCCUACCGAGACAGCAAGAUGACGCGUAUCCUUCAAGACUCGCUGGGCGGCAACUGUCGCACCACAAUCGUCAUCUGCUGCUCACCUUCCUCUUACAACGAGUGUGAAAGCAAAUCAACCCUCAUGUUCGGACAAAGAGCAAAGACCAUCAAGAACACGGUGACGGUGAACGUCGAGCUGACAGCGGAACAGUGGAAGCAGAAGUACGAGCGGGAGAAGGAGAAGAACAAGACCUUGAGGAACACUGUCACCUGGCUAGAGAACGAGCUCAAUCGCUGGAGGAACGGAGAGAGCGUGCCAGUGGAGGAGCAGUUCGACAAGGAGAAGGCCAACGCCGAGGUUUUGGCCCUCGACAACAUCCUCAACGACAAGCCGGCGUCCACGCCCAACGUGCCCGGCGUGCGCCUCACCGACGUGGAGAAGGACAAGUGCGAGGCCGAGCUGUCCAAGCUCUAUAAGCAGCUGGACGACAAGGAUGAAGAGAUCAACCAGCAAAGUCAGCUGGCCGAGAAGCUCAAGCAGCAGAUGCUGGACCAGGAGGAGCUGCUGGUAUCAUCACGUCGCGACCAUGAGAACCUCCAAGCCGAGCUCAACCGCCUGCAGGCCGAAAAUGAGGCCUCCAAGGAGGAGGUGAAGGAGGUGCUGCAGGCUUUGGAGGAGCUAGCUGUCAACUACGAUCAGAAGAGCCAGGAGGUGGAGGACAAGACCAAAGAGUUUGAGGUUAUCAGCGAGGAGCUCAACCAGAAAUCGUCCAUCCUGUCAUCUUUGGACUCGGAGCUCCAGAAGGUGAAGGAGAUGUCUAACCACCAGAAGAAGAGAGUGACGGAGAUGAUGUCAUCACUUCUCAAAGAUUUGGCUGAGAUCGGCAUCGCCGUGGGCAGCAAUGACAUUAAGCACGAAGGUGGCAGCGGCUUCAUCGACGAGGAAUUCACGGUGGCCCGUCUGUACAUCAGCAAGAUGAAGUCGGAAGUGAAGACCAUGGUGAAGCGCUGCAAGCAGCUGGAGGGCACCCAGUCGGAGAGCAACAAGAAGAUUGACGAGAACGAGAAAGAGCUGGCCGCUUGUCAGCUGCGCAUCUCUCAGCACGAGGCCAAGAUCAAGUCCCUGACGGAGUACCUGCAGAACGUGGAGCACAAGAAGAGGCAGCUGGAGGAGAACGUAGACUCGCUCAACGAGGAACUGGUCAAACUCAGCGCACAGGAGAAAGUCCACGCAAUGGAAAAGGAGAACGAGAUCCAGACCGCCAACGAAGUCAAGGUGCGUGACUCGGCUCUUGCCAAUCACCUGCCUUCUCUCCAAUUACCGUCCCGAAAAGUAGCAUUUGUUGCAUCGCAGGAAGCAGUGGAGAAGCAGAUCCACUCUCACCGCGAUGCUCACCAGAAACAGAUCAGCAGCCUGAGGGACGAGCUGGACAGCAAGGAAAAGCUCAUCACCGAGCUGCAGGACCUGAACCAGAAGAUUAUGCUGGAGCAGGAGAGGCUACGAGUGGAGCAUGAAAAGCUCAAGUCCACCGAUCAGGACAAGAGCCGCAAACUGCACGACCUCACGGUGAUGCAGGACAGGCGGGAGCAGGCCAGGCAGGACCUAAAGGGUCUGGAGGAGACAGUGGCAAAAGAGUUGCAGACUUUGCACAACCUGAGGAAGCUGUUUGUCCAGGACUUGGCCACACGCGUGAAAAAGAGUGCCGAGAUGGACUCGGACGACACCGGGGGCAGCGCGGCCCAGAAGCAGAAAAUAUCCUUUCUUGAGAACAAUCUUGAGCAGCUCACCAAGGUUCACAAACAGCUGGUACGCGACAACGCAGAUCUUCGCUGUGAGCUUCCGAAGCUGGAGAAGCGCCUUCGUGCUACAGCUGAGCGGGUCAAGGCGCUGGAGUCUGCACUGAAGGAGGCCAAGGAGAACGCCGCCCGUGACCGCAAGCGCUACCAGCAGGAGGUGGAUCGCAUCAAGGAGGCCGUCAGGGCCAAGAACAUGGCCAGGCGGGGACACUCGGCACAGAUCGCUAAACCUAUCCGGCCCGGGCAGCAGCCGGUGGCGUCCCCCACCCACCCCAACAUCAAUCGCAGCGGGGGAGGUUUCUACCAGAACAGCCAGACGGUAUCCAUCAGGGGCGGCGGCUCGGCCCCUACCAAGACGGACAGAAACUGAAGCGGGACAAGAAAGACGAAGGUCAGCCGACCCUCCGCACCCCCCUCGCACCCCCCUCGCACCUCCUGCUGGCAUCGUCAUUCCAUUACAGCUUCCCAGCUGCCCAGGAGUGAGUGUGCGGAUUAUAAAUAUUUAUAAAAUAUAUACAAAUAUUCCUGGCUGUAAAGCUCCGACCCGCUUGCUUACCCGUCACCACAAAAACAAACAGACGACAGAUUGAAUUUACAACGCAAGCUACUAAAAAAAAAAUGUUGAAUAACAAUAUCCAAUACAACCAGUCUCGAACAGCCGCAGCAGCCUUGGCCAGCAAAAACUGCACGUGACUUGAAUGUGUAGCUUUCCUUUUUCUUUUCUCUUUUUUUGUUUGGCACAUGUUUGUCAACGUGGUUGUCGCGUGAGUAGUUGUGCCCUGCAGACUCCCCUCCCCCCCUCCCCCACAAACUGAAUGUAACACUAAAAUAAUAAAAGGCGAAAACAAAAAGGAGAGAUCCUGCGGCCAGCCAGACGUAGCUUUGUAGGUGAAAAGCAACAACGCUGUACAUUUCGUACGUUAGCAGCACACCGGUUUCUCCGCGAUAAUUUCUAAGGAUGACAUCAAUAUAUAGAUACUGUACUUAUACAUGGUGGGCCAAAUGGGAGGUGGACAUUUCAAAAUGCUUUUAUUAGAUGGCAGUACAUUGGCAGCAUCUUUUCAUUGGCAGCAUCUUUUCCUUCCUGAUAACCCUUCCACUGCUUAAACCAACUUUAUUGCCUUUCAUCCUUCCUUUCACUCUUAUCGAUGUUCCCUCCUUCCUCCCUUCUUUCCUGUCAGACUAUCCACCCUUCCUCUCCUCUUCUUUCCCUUGCUCCCUUAUCCCUCUGUCCCAUCUUUUUUCCUCCCUACCUACUCUCGCUCUAACCCUAACCCUUUUCUCCCUGCCUCCUUUCAUAGCAUCAACAUUUCUUUCACCUCCCUCCAGGAAGUGAGUUGAAAUUGAGCGUCCACCUCCUUUUGUCGCGCCGCGUAUAUGAAAUCCAGCUAGCGGCUCGACGCCCAUCUUACUCUUUUUGUUGUGCGUCUUUUCCCUUGUACAAAGAUUAUUCAAAUUUGUCAGCGCGCCACUCACUUGCUGUUCACAUGGCCAUGGAGGAGGAAAAAAAAAAAACGAAGUCAAGAUGUGCAAGCGUGUACUGUAGAUGUAUUUAACUGGACACCUGUGGAGGCCAAUUGUUUUUUGUGGUUAACUUAAAGCCGUAUACUCGUCGCGUCACAAAGGAAAGGAAAAGAAACGGACGCCGAUGAUCCAGUCCAGGCAUUUUAAGGCCUGCUAGGUUAACUCUGUAAAGCUACGUGUGUGUUUUUACCCAGCUCGAUGACUAUUUAUAGCCACUGCGGCCAUUUUGUGCGUCUUAUGUGCUCCUUUGACUGCUUUGGAUGCGUCCCAUCGUCCACUUGCAGGGACGGCUGCUCACGCAUCACUCGGCAAAAUGCAGCAUCCAAACCAAGUCAUUGCGAUGUUUUAUUUAAUUCAAUAAAAAGGUGUAGGAUUUUUUUUUUUAAUCUUAACGUUGUUUUUGGGGGUUAUGUUUCACCCCCCGCCCUUGACGCAGUGAAUCCCCAGUACGUUGUUACAGAGGACUAUUAAGAUCACGCUUAAAGGAAAAUGAGAAAUGAAGUGCGCAGAAAUUUGUGAGAAUAAAGAGCUAUUUAAAAUCCAUUUUGAGAAAAGGUAUUUUUUCAAAAGAAAAAAAGGUUUUUCUCAUUUAAAUGUGAGAUACGUACUCCAAAUUAGUCAUUCUUUGGGGAGUAGUCUUUUGCUCUGAGGGGGAAAAAAGUGUCAUCGCUAGAAAAAAAAUGGGGUUUUCCCCAAAAAUGUCAGUUUUUUUCAAGAAUAACAGUUGGAUUGUUCUGCUGAUAAAUCACAAGGAAGUAAUUAUUUUGAGAUUUUCUUUCAAUAUUUUUCUCUUAAAAACAUCAUUGAAAUUAGGGGAUAAAUUAGAUUUUUUUUUUUCAUAAAUCUUCAUGAUCAAGAUUUCUUUCCUGUUUUUUUUUUUCUUUAAAAUUGAAAAUUCGACUGAAGAAAAUCCUAAAGUAUGAGUAUCAUAAAAAGACAAAUGAAAAAAAACAAAGAAAUUAGGCAUUUCUUAAUGCUGAGACUGAGACUUUGGCAAAAAAUAACUUCUUAAAAUGGGACGAAUGCGGAAAAAUGACUUGGAAAAAAUACCAUUAUAUAUCGAAGUGUCACUGUACCUUGCUCAUAUUCCUUGUCGCCUAUACUUGUGGGUUUUUUUUUGGGUGUGGCCCUAAUACUCCUUCAGUGCGUUGUAAUCACAGCAUGAGGACGCCAACACCGCGUGCAAGUGCAAUAUAUACUGUAAGAUACACUGUACAACACACACAUCCUCAUGUAACAUUUACCAUACAAAAAAAAAACAUGAUCCAUUUAUUUAAAGAUUAAAAUAUUUCAACAUGGACUUUGGAAGCACUCCAUCAGUUUUGGAGUCAAGUCGCACUUUAGGCUAGACUCUCGCGCCUCCUCCCUCUGUAAUGAAGCAAGUAAUUGAGCAUGGACCUCCAAAUGAUUCUGCGGUCUUUCACCUCUCACCAAAAACUGGAUAUGAAAUGGAAACUUAGAUUGAUGUGGCUCCCAAUCAACUUCAAUUGAAAUUAAAGCUAAAACUGGAAAAAAAAUCCACUUUUUUAUUACUGUGUAAUAGUUGGUUCAUUUUUAAGGGUCGUUGUUGUUAUGGGGGGUAAAUCCAUACGUGGACAAAAGGUACUGGAUCAUUCCCGGCUAAUUGGGGCACAAAGUUGAGGUUCUGACAUGGACGCAGACGAGCUCACCGUUUUUUUGUGUGUGUUUUUUUUGUUUGUUUUUGGAUUGACUGCAUGAUGUAAAUGUAUGUGUGAUUAAAUAAUUAUCAGUCAACACAUUCA